Pochonia chlamydosporia 170 is the source of this 297-nucleotide messenger RNA. RefSeq lists its product as hypothetical. Bases 1 to 297 code for a protein of 98 amino acids. NCBI's taxonomy places the organism in Eukaryota, Fungi, Ascomycota, Sordariomycetes, Hypocreales, Clavicipitaceae. The record is from RefSeq and is a predicted model, not a curated record. The transcript has a single exon.
AUGCCAGGCUAUUUUGCCCCUCUUCUCGUCCUCACCACGUCAAGUCCCAUUUGUUCCCCGCCCACCUGGUCAUGGGCCGAAUUCCUGAUUUCGAGCACUUGUUCUGCUGGGUGGCAUCACGAGAGGAUCCAGACCAUCGAGGGUCUGGACCGGCGUACAUUUCUUGGUUGGGUGCCUCUUAUUACUAUCCGUGGUGGAUGGUGUCCUUCCACUUCCCCCUCCCCCUCACUCCAGUUCUCCAGUGCAAGUCAACCAAUCUCCCCACGAGUUCGGCACUUGGGACUGUGUCAUACUUGA